AUGGUCAACUCCUGUUGUGGCUCCAUCUGCUCUGAGCAGGGCUGCGGCCAAGACUUCUGCCAGGAGGAGUCCUGCUGCCGCCCCAGCUGCUGCCGCCCCACCUGCUGCCGCCCCAGCUGCUGCCGCCCCUCGUGCUGCAUCUCCAGCUGCUGCCGCCCCACCUGCUGCAUCUCCAGCUGCUGCAGGCCCCAGUGCUGCCAGCCCACCUGCUGCCGCCCCAGCUGUUGCAUCUCCAGCUGCUGCAGGCCCCAGUGCUGCCAGUCUGUGUGCUGCCAGCGCACCUGCUGCCGCCCCACCUGCUGUAUCUCCAGUUGCUGCAGGCCCCAGUGCUGCCAGUCUGUGUGCUGCCAGCGCACCUGCUGCCGCCCCACCUGCUGUCGCCCCAGCUGCUGCAUCUCCAGCUGCUGCAGGCCCCAGUGCUGCCAGCCCACCUGCUGCCGCCCCAGCUGUUGCAUCUCCAGCUGCUGCAGGCCCCAGUGCUGCCAGUCUGUGUGCUGCCAGCGCACCUGCUGCCGCCCCACCUGCUGUAUCUCCAGUUGCUGCAGGCCCCAGUGCUGCCAGUCUGUGUGCUGCCAGCGCACCUUCUGCCGCCCCACCUGCUGUCGCCCCAGCUGCUGCAUCUCCAGCUGCUGCAGGCCCCAGUGCUGCCAGUCUGUGUGCUGCCAGCCCAGCUGCUGCCGCCCCAGCUGCUGCAUCUCCAGCUGCUGCAGGCCCCAGUGCUGCCAGCCCACCUGCUGCCAUCCCAGCUGCUGUGUGUCCAGCUGCUGCAGGCCCCAGUGCUGCCAGUCUGUGUGCUGCCGCCCCAGCUGCUGCAUCUCCAGUUGCUGCCGCCCCAGCUGCUGUCAGACCAUCUGUUGCCGUCCCUCCUGCUUGCAGACCACCUGCUGCCGUCCCAGCUGCUGUAGCAGUUCUUGCUGCUGA
This is a messenger RNA of Lepus europaeus (European hare), 921 nucleotides long. RefSeq names its product keratin-associated protein 4-4-like. Bases 1 to 921 code for a protein of 306 amino acids. The record is from RefSeq and is a predicted model, not a curated record. Lineage: Eukaryota; Metazoa; Chordata; Mammalia; Lagomorpha; Leporidae. The transcript has a single exon. Gene Ontology annotation, cellular component: keratin filament.